Molecule: messenger RNA, 312 nt
Organism: Nerophis lumbriciformis (worm pipefish)
Lineage: Eukaryota; Metazoa; Chordata; Actinopteri; Syngnathiformes; Syngnathidae
Source: RefSeq, a predicted model, not a curated record
AUGGUUUCAAUUUUUCAGUCUUUUGCAGAAGUUGAGGAAGCUCUCCAAAGAGUGGAAGCUCAUCCCAGUGUGUUUGGAACCAUAGUUGCAAAUGCAGAAGGCGUUCCAGUUCGAUCAACAUUCGAGAACUCCAAGGCUGCAAAGUACGCGGGACUACUUCGACACCUCACCUUGAUGGCAACCAGCACGGUGAGGGACAUCGACCCUCAGAACGACCUCACCGUCCUCCGCAUUGGCACCAAGAACCAAGAAAUAAUGAUUGCACCUGAGAGUGAUUCUCUUGUGAUCGUCCUCCAGAGGUGUGAUGGCUGA